AUGCGCUCAAAAGCCCGAUUGGGCUUAUUAUCUGGGGAGGUCUUAUUUUCAGGGAAACAGGGUAGUACUUUGAAGGCUUGACCAAAAUAGCUUCUGAGAGUUUCAGCCAAGGGAACAUGCCAUCAUCGUGCCAACGUUCUUCUUGAGAGUGAUUUAUCUUCCCCUCAUGUUUUCAUAUUUAAUGCCCUAUUUUCAGUUUGACUUCUCAAGUAAGGCUCCGGAGACAUCUGACGAGGCCAUCCCUCAAAAGAAACCCACACGAUACCGAAGAGCUAUAAGCUAUGACAGCAAAGAAUAUUACAUGCGCUUGGCUUCUGUAAACCCAGCUGCCUUUCAAGAUGCCAUUGAAGAGAGUUCUGAAGGGGAAGCUGCACAACAAGAACCCGAGCAUGGCGAAGAUACGAUCGCAAGAGUUAAAGGUCUUGUUAAGCCGCCAUUAAAGAGAUCUCGUUCGGCACCUGAUGGGGGCGAUGAGGAGAACCAGGAGCAGCUCCAGGAUCAAAUAGCUGAGGGCAGCUCGAUAGAUGAAGAGGAAAAAACUGAUAACACAACUUUGCUUCGACUGCUUGAAGAAGGAGAGAAG
Messenger RNA from Thamnophis sirtalis, 583 nucleotides. The record is from RefSeq and is a predicted model, not a curated record. Lineage: Eukaryota; Metazoa; Chordata; Lepidosauria; Squamata; Natricidae.